AGUAAGGAAUAAAAAUACGAACCCGUUCCGGGUUCUCACUAAUCACUACUUCGAGUCUACGACUCGUCGACACGUCGAGAAAGCAGUGGCCAAUCUAUUGUUCGUCGCUGUAUUUGAUCGACGUUUCGCCGAUCAGCAUAUACCCAACUUUGAGCAGAGAUAUAGAGUUACUGUAUUAUCUAUAGCAGCGAGAAUUCAAUGUCGGUUUUGAAUCGGAUUUCGAGGACCGCCCGAGCUUGGCGAAUACUUGCGUCAUUCAAACUCAAGGAAUCUUCGAGCGCAUCCCAGAGUUUCUAUCUGAGACACUUUGGGCACCAACCAGAGCAUUUUAAACCAGGAUCGCUGUCUAAUGGACGUGAACCUUGCUUUCUCUAUCCAGCUAUCGUUGCCGGUAUGGUUGGAGUUGGGGCAAUGGAAAUAGCAUAUGCAGAAGCUGAAGAGCUAUCUGCAGUCUACUUCCACUCCACCGCCACCAAGGGACCUCUCUACCCAUGCUGAUAUGGAGGACAUUGCUAAGAAAGAAAGACUGAGAAUAACUGAACAGUUAAAAAGAAACAAAGGAACGAAGUAUGGUGCAUGUCCGCGAUUUACUGUUGGAGUGAAGGGGCAAAAGGUCAGUAUCAAGUUUCAAGUUCCGCCCAGUUGUGAAGUUUCACAUCUUAUUGCAAAUCUUGUAUCAAAUCUUGGACUAAAAGUUGAAGAAACUGCUGGUGGUUCAGAUAUGUUAUUGCGUGCAUGGGACAGUCCAGUUGCUUGGCAACUAACUCUUAGCCGACCAAAAAGUCAGAAAGAAGCUGGAGAAAACAAGGGAAACUCAAUAGAAAUGGACGCUGACGAUGGAGAUCUAACUGUCCUAAUAUUUCAUUCACUCAUUACCUCAGAUAAAACUGAAAUUGAAUUCAUAAAGCAGGGAAGCUUGAGCACCAAAGAGCUUGAUUCUUUGGUUUCUGUUUUACAAUUAGCCGGUGGAAGGUUGGGAGAAAGUAGAUCGUUUGAGAGAAAAUCGAAGGAAGAGUCUACACAAAUGCCAUCUUCUGAAAAAUCUAUAUCUAGUCUUGAAGCAAUGGGUGUGAAAGUUUAUGGACUUGACGGGCCUCAUUUAAAUUCCACUAAAAAUGAGAUAUCCUGGGAUAAUAUUGCUGGUUAUGAUCAACAAAAACGUGAAAUAGAAGACUCCAUACUGAUGACUCUACAUAAUCCAGAAUUAUUUGAUGAUAUAGCUCAUGGGACUCGGCGCAAAUUUGAAUCAAAUAAACCUCGGGCUGUUCUCUUUGAAGGGCCUCCAGGUACAGGCAAAACAUCUUCUGCUCGUGUAAUUGCAAAUCAAGCUGGCGUCCCGUUGGUGUAUGUACCACUUGAGGUUAUCAUGUCAAAGUACUAUGGCGAAAGUGAACGUCUCUUGGGAAAAGUGUUUUCACUUGCUAAUGACCUUAGUACUGGUGCUAUCAUUUUCCUAGACGAGGUUGAUUCAUUUGCAAUUUCUCGUGACAGUGAAAUACAUGAAGCCACUCGAAGAGUAUUAUCAGUAUUAUUGCGUCAGAUCGAUGGGUUCGAGCAGGACAGGAAAGUGAUUGUGAUUGCUGCGACUAAUAGAAAGCAAGACCUUGAUCCUGCUUUAAUCAGUCGGUUUGACAUGAUGAUCACAUUUGGGUUACCUGAUGAGCGCAACCGCGAGGAAAUAGCGGCUCAGUAUGCAAAGCAGCUAACACAACCCGAAUUAAAGGAGUUUGCAAGAAACACAGAAGGAAUGUCUGGAAGGGACAUAAGGGAUAUUUGUCAGCAAGCGGAGCGAUCGUGGGCAUCAAAGAUAAUUCGAGGGAAAGUAUCAAAAACUGGAGAACAUGGAAUACUUCCACCCCUUGAAGAAUAUAUCGAGUGUGCCAUGAACAGGCGCAAAGCUUUGCAAACUAUUGAUGACCAUGAAAUCAAGGACCCCAACCGCACGAAGAAAACUCAAUUAGCUUGAUCGAUUAUCUUAAUCGACUCAGCUAGCUACUUUAGCUCGAAAUGAUCUUGCUUUUUUCUGCUAGGCCUUUUAUAUGGUAAUGAAGUAGUCAUAACUAUAGGAUUUAGAUAGAAAUGCUAAAUUAUUCAACAAUUCGAUCCUUUUUUUUAUCGAUACAGUUACACUUAUCCCAUCCAUAAUACUCCUACGAUUCCCGUUUAGAUCAAAGGAUAGCAGCUUCAAAAGGUGAACAUGUUGAGUUGAAGUAGACUAAGUAGCAGAGCCCCGUUCCUAUAUCAAUAAAAUACAUAAAGAUCACUUAACAGUUUCUAACUAUUUUGUUGCUGUCUUGCUGAUUAGUAAACGAAGGCUGUAGUUUCUAGUCUACCUUUCUAAGAAGACUGAAGAGGAUGGAUCUUCUUCCUUAACUCGCUUCCUCUUCCGGUUGUUAGGACUCUCCCUGGCUGAUAGAAACGAGGCGAUCUGCAGCUGACACUGGAGCAGCAUGCGAGUCAUCUCGGCCUCCGAUUCCAGCCUCCUCUUCUCCUCUUCAAGGCGCAUGACCUCCGUCGCCUUGAAAAUCUCCAUUUCCGCCGUCAGCAGCGACUUUGUCAAGAUUUGCAGGCUCUCUGCCAAACCGGACAGCCGUGUUUCCUCGCCGGAACUUCCCGAAUCCUCACUUGUGGAGAUAUGGGAACCUUCAUCCUCAGAAUGUGGAGUAUCGGAAUUCCCAAUCGGAAGGUCGCCGGUUGAGAACCCUGCUCCAUCACUUCCAUAUUUUUGACGUUUCUGGUCGUCCCUGCACUUGAUCGGUUUGGUACCACCUGUCUGCUCUUCCAUUCUCGGCUUUUUCCAGAACCACCAGCUUUCGGCUAGAAAGGAUGGUAUUGAAAAGCUAAAAGUGAAGGUGCCAAACCAACAAACCAGUUGUACUUGGAUAAGAUUCCUAUAUUUUCCCACUACUUCUAGUGAUCAAAAUGGAGAGCCUACUAUUUGCGCACCUAAUUUAUAGUUAUGAACAGUCUCUUCCCAACUUUU
Cucumis sativus (cucumber) is the source of this 2983-nucleotide messenger RNA. RefSeq names its product ATPase family AAA domain-containing protein 1-B. Gene Ontology annotation, molecular function: ATP binding; proteasome-activating activity; ATP hydrolysis activity. Gene Ontology annotation, cellular component: proteasome regulatory particle, base subcomplex. The record is from RefSeq and is a predicted model, not a curated record. Bases 425 to 1966 code for a protein of 513 amino acids. Gene Ontology annotation, biological process: proteasome-mediated ubiquitin-dependent protein catabolic process. NCBI's taxonomy places the organism in Eukaryota, Viridiplantae, Streptophyta, Magnoliopsida, Cucurbitales, Cucurbitaceae. The transcript has 14 exons.